Messenger RNA from Selaginella moellendorffii, 715 nucleotides. Its product is annotated as 40S ribosomal protein S10-1. Gene Ontology annotation, molecular function: RNA binding; structural constituent of ribosome. The record is from RefSeq and is a predicted model, not a curated record. Gene Ontology annotation, cellular component: cytosolic small ribosomal subunit. The transcript has 4 exons. Bases 92 to 616 code for a protein of 174 amino acids. Lineage: Eukaryota; Viridiplantae; Streptophyta; Lycopodiopsida; Selaginellales; Selaginellaceae.
GGGUUCCUCGGGGGCUUUUAGGGUUCUUGUGUGGUUUGUGUGGCCGGCCCUAGAUAGCGGCGCUUGCGCGGAGGCUGGAGGAGGCGCCGCGAUGUUGAUCUCCAAGAAGAAUCGCGUGGAGGUGUACAAGUACCUGUUCAAAGAGGGCGUCCUCUACGCCAAGAAGGACUACAAUCUCCCCAAGCACCCGGAGAUCGAUGUCCCCAAUCUCCAGGUGAUCAAGCUCAUGCAGAGCUUCAAGUCCAAGGAGUAUGUCAAGGAAUCGUUCGCGUGGACGUACUACUACUGGUACCUCACCAACGAUGGCAUCGAGUACUUGCGGACGUUUUUGAAUCUCCCGUCGGAGAUUGUGCCCGCGACGCUCAAGAAAUCCGCGAGGCCACCUGGGCGUCCCAUGCCCCAGCAGCCCCCGAGGGGUCCUCCACGAUACGAGGGCGACCGGCCGAGGUUUGGCGAUCGUGAGGGCUACAGAAGCGGCCCUCGAGGAGGAGGAUUCGGGGACAAGGGAGGAGUUCCACCAGAAUUCCAACCUUCUUUCAGGGGGCCGAGAACUGGGUUUGGACGCGGUGGUGGUGGCUUCGGAGGGCCCAGUGCUCCUGGUGCUCUUGCGGAGUAGAGAGUUUGGUUUUUGUUGUGAAUGCGCGAGCCUAUAUCACUAAUUUGAAGUGGAACUUUUCUCUCUUUUGUGAAAUUUAAAGAACAUAGAUUGCGGCGA